Messenger RNA from Acanthocheilonema viteae, 1443 nucleotides. The record is from the annotation of a GenBank genome assembly. Lineage: Eukaryota; Metazoa; Nematoda; Chromadorea; Rhabditida; Onchocercidae.
AUGCCAUACGAAGUGUACACUCGUAACGAGACUGCCCAUCGAAUUGAAGUUUUAAAGCAAAAAAUUAUCGAUAAUUUAUGGAUGCUAGUCAAUGUACAAAACAAUACUGAAAAAGUGACAUUUGAAACCUGGUCCAGAAUUGCGCAUCUCGGUAUUAAUGAUGUAAUUCGUGAUGUAUUUAUUGAUUAUACGAAGAAUUACAUGACACCCGAUGAUAUAAUCAAAGGUGCUGGACCGGUGAAAUGGUCAUUCGGUUCAAGCGUAUUUUUCUCAUGGACUGCUAUCACAACCAUUGGUUAUGGACAUAUAGUACCGAGAACAAAUGAAGGUCGUAUAGCAUGUCUUAUGUAUGCACUGUUAGGUAUUCCAUUAAUACUUGUCACCAUUGCUGAUAUCGGACGGUUCCUCUCAGCUGGUAUAGUUUGGAUUCAUUACACGAUGAGAUUGAUACGUUUGGAGCUGUUUCGAAAAUCGGCACAAUUCUGCAUAUACUGUUGCAAUUGUAUUCCUAUUGUCAGAAAGAAAAAGAAACAACCAAUAAAAGUUUCGGUUAAUGAAUUUGCAAAUGUUAAAAGAUUAAAACGACGACGACAGAAUCACAUUGAUACUAUUUCUGAAGCAGGCACAUUUGAAGAUAUAUCAGAAAUACACACACAAGAAAGUGAGAAAACAUUUUCUGAAGAUACGGAAGCACGAGCGGAUGAAUUGGAGGAAAGCGAAUUACAUCGGAAUAGACGCGUUUCUGUUCUAUUUGUACUUGUUAUUAUGAUAGGUUAUACUGCUGGUGGUGCAUGCCUUAUGCAACUUUGGGAAAAUUGGACAUUUAUGGAAUCGUUUUACUUCUGUUUCGUUACCGUAACAACUAUUGGUUUUGGAGAUAUUGUACCUCAGAAUGCGGACUUUCUACCAGCAACGCUCAUGUAUAUCGUUAUUGGCCUUAUUAUUACAACAAUGUGCAUUGAUUUGGUGGGAAGCGAGUACAUUCGUGAUAUUCAUUUCUAUGGUCGAAGUUUAGGACGCAGUUUUAUGAUGAUUGGUGAUAAAGUUGUACAUCUUGGAGAAGUAUUUGGUUAUGUAGCAUUUCUUCAAAAGAAAUAUGGCUUUACUCCAGAACAGAUUAAUAAAUUAGCUCAAUUGCCAGAAGAAUAUUUAUUUGAAUGCCUGAUUAAUAAUAGACAACCUGAUUUAAAUUGGAUUGAUGGUCGUCCAUAUGUACCAACUGAUAUUUAUUAUUUCAAAUGGAUUGAGCAUCCACGUACGCUCUCAUUCGUAUCGGAACGUGUAUUAGCAAGUAUGGAAUCAUUGGAUUUAAAUACGAGUAAAUGCAGUACAGGAAGGACAUUAACGCCACGUGAAUAUUAUCAAAGGAUUUUGCUACAAUAUUGCAAACAAAUGCAACCCAAUGAUCAACAACAACAGCAAUCACGUGAUAGUCAAGUAUAA